AUGGCAGGUAAAGAUUUUUCUCUCUCAAGUGAGUUAGUCAGUGAGAACAUAUCAUACGAUCUCUCGCACAUGAAAGCCUCAAUAAUAUAUAACGGCAAUGAAUAUAGUCUAGAUGAGAUUUACAACUUACCUACAGGUGAUAAACUGGUCUCGGUCAGGUACUACGAUGAUGCAACCUUAGACGUUAAUAAAGAGUUGGUAUUAACGCUAGAUAACGCAUAUGGUGAAAUAUUUGACUACCCAAUAGAGUAUGUACUAAAAGGAGGGACGGUAGAUCAAUUAUUGAAUAAGGCUGUUAGAUACGUAAUCAGCGAUGACGGAGCAGAACAGUUGGCCAACGGGACUAUACCUAAAGGAGUGAAGGGCUUCUUAACGCGUAUCACUUACGACCCUAUAUCUACUCAUGACGACAUAAUCAGUCGAGCAAGAAAUUAUAUUUCACAAAAUAAAAGGUACUCUCACGCUAAUUGUGGGGUGGCGUGUAGUCUGUGUAAGUGUAAGAGAGUAACAGACAGAUGGAAACAGAAUUGCUCGUCUGGAUCGCCCUACGGCCAACCAAUAUGUACUUGGAUCGAUUUAUCAUCUUAA
Debaryomyces hansenii CBS767 is the source of this 588-nucleotide messenger RNA. Its product is annotated as DEHA2G21692p. The record is from RefSeq and is a predicted model, not a curated record. Bases 1 to 588 code for a protein of 195 amino acids. Lineage: Eukaryota; Fungi; Ascomycota; Pichiomycetes; Serinales; Debaryomycetaceae. The transcript has a single exon.